Enterobius vermicularis (human pinworm) is the source of this 252-nucleotide messenger RNA. The record is from the annotation of a GenBank genome assembly. NCBI's taxonomy places the organism in Eukaryota, Metazoa, Nematoda, Chromadorea, Rhabditida, Oxyuridae.
AUGUGUGCAUGUCCACGGUCGAGCAUGUGCAAGAAAAGACUAGUGCGGUUUAGAGUGGAAGCUCUGUCAGCAGUAAUUUACGGGGAUCGCUUGCAAGGAGUUUGUCACCCCCAAAGCAGUGUCAGGAAGCCAAUAGGAGUCCUCUGGGUCAUCUUCAGCUUUGCUGCUGCUUCCAGCGGAGCUUCUUUGACGGAUUUUCAGCAGUCUUUACUGUCACCCCACGCUAGUCGCCGCUCUCCGUCGUCACCAUAA